AUGGGAUUCCAUAUCUCGCGUUCAACGCGCCUGAGUGUGGUCAUUGGCAUAUCAACGUGCUUUUUUCUCGCUGAGAUCUCUUUGGGAUUUUAUACCCACUCCAUCGCCUUGAUCGCCGAUGCCUUUCACUAUAAAUCCGAGCAAGCCGAUUCGCCUAAGGAACUUUCCUUUGGCUGGCAGCGAGCUCAGCUGCUAGGUGCUUUUUUCAAUGGUGUUCUUCUGCUUGGUUUGGGUAUCAGUAUCUUCUUGCAGUCCAUUGAGCGGUUUAUUGCCUUGCAACAUGUCAACAAUCCUAAGAUUAUGUUCAUCGUGGGCUGUGUUGGCUUAGCGCUCAACUUGAUCAGUGUUCUCUUUUUGCAUGAACAUGGCCACGGCCAUGAUCAUGGUCCACCUACAGUUGAAACUCCACCUGAUCUAAGUGAACACUGCCAUGAGUCUCACGCCACGCAUCAUGAACACAAACAUCUCCAUCUUGGAGAGUCUCACGGUCACAGCCAUGGGCACAGUCAUGGACAUGGACAUGGACAUGGUCAAGGCCACGACCAUGGCGACCUUGGAAUGAUGGGAGUUAUGAUCCACGUCAUUGGAGAUGCAAUCAACAACUUGGGCGUCAUGGCAGCAGGUCUCAUCGUCUGGCUAGCAGCACCCCAUCCCGGUCGCUACUACGCUGACCCAGGCGUGAGCAUGUUCAUUUCCAUUUUGAUCAUGCUAUCCUCUCUUCCAUUGAGUGAAUUUCAUCAGCCCCUCUCGUUGCAUAACAUACUGACCUGUUCUCUAGUGCGCAAUGCCGGGUUAAUUCUACUUGAAAGUGCACCUACCAGUGUAAGUUUCAGCGAUGUCAAACAUGAUCUAGAAAAGAUCAAAGGAGUCAUCUCGAUCCACGAGCUCCACAUCUGGCGCCUGAACCAGCAAAAGACGCUCGCAUCGGUACACGUCGUUGUGUCCGAUGAUUCUGUCGAGGAUUUCAUGAAGAUCGCACGUGUGAUUAAUGAAUGCUUCCACGCCUAUGGGAUUCACUCCAUCACACUCCAGCCCGAGCUCUCCGACGGUAGUCCCGAUCUCGAUGUCGCUCCGGACAGUGACAAGCCGCCCCGGUGCCAGGUUAUCUGCGGCACACUCUGUGAGCCGCUCACCUGCUGUGGCUAA
This is a messenger RNA of Penicillium olsonii, 1146 nucleotides long. The record is from the annotation of a GenBank genome assembly. NCBI's taxonomy places the organism in Eukaryota, Fungi, Ascomycota, Eurotiomycetes, Eurotiales, Aspergillaceae.